CCGGCGGCCGCACUGUGCGUGUGACGUCACUGCGCACGACGGCCGGGAGAGGGAGGGAGGGGAAGAGGUUCCUCAGCGCUGAGUAGCGGCCGCCAUUUUGUUUGUGUGCGCAAGGUGGACACGGGCUCGCUCGCCUUUUUUCUCAGCUUUAUGCAUGUACCCGUUUGAACUCAGAAUUCCUGCAUAUAACAUCCAGCAAGAGAAGCUGAUGCGGCAUUCUAAACGAACUCAUUGUCCUGAAUGGGAUGAUAGAAAGAGCUGGGAUCAGAGAAACCACAGUAGCAGCCAUAAACGCAGGAAAAGGUCCCACAGCAGUGGACAAGAAAGCAAGCACUAUAAACCCCAUCACUUUUCAGAAAGUCAUUAUUUGGACGAUAGAGCCAUAGAUGAAAGAGACCAUCAUGACCGGAGAUAUGUUGAGGAAUACAGAAAUGACUUCUGUGAAGUAUAUGACCACAGGCAUUAUCACAGAGACUAUGAAAAGAGUCACCAUCAUCACUAUAGCAAAUCCUCUGGUCGGAGCAGGAAAAGUAGUCAUAAAAGGAAGCAUAAGAGACAUCAUUGCUCCAGUCACCAAUCACAUUCGAAGAGUCACCGAAGGAAAAGAUCCAGGAGUGUAGAGGAUGAUGAGGAGGGUCACCUGAUCUGUGAAAGUGGAGACGUUCUAAGAGCAAGAUAUGAAAUUGUUGCGACUUUAGGAGAAGGAGCUUUUGGAAAAGUAGUGGAGUGCAUAGAUCAUGAUAUGAGAGGAAUGCAUGUUGCAGUUAAAAUUGUGAAAAAUGUUGGUAGAUACCGGGAAGCAGCCCGUUCAGAAAUACAGGUAUUGGAACACUUAAACACCAUGGAUCCAAGCAGCGCUUUCCGCUGUGUCCAGAUGCUGGAAUGGUUUGAUCAUCAUGGCCAUGUUUGCAUUGUUUUUGAGCUGCUGGGACUUAGCACUUAUGAUUUUAUUAAGGAAAACAGCUUUCUGCCAUUUCAUAUUAAUGACAUCAGAAAUAUGGCUUAUCAAAUUUGCCAGUCUAUAAAUUUUUUACACCAUAAUAAACUAACUCAUACAGAUUUAAAGCCUGAAAAUAUCUUGUUUGUGGAAUCUGAUUACAUAGUGAAGUACAAUGCUAAAAUGAAGCGAGAUGAACGCACUUUAAAAAACACAGAUAUCAAAGUUGUUGAUUUUGGAAGUGCAACUUUUGAUGAUGAACAUCACAGCACAUUAGUGUCUACAAGACAUUAUAGAGCUCCUGAGGUUAUUUUAGCAUUGGGAUGGUCGCAGCCUUGUGAUGUUUGGAGUAUUGGUUGUAUUCUGAUUGAGUAUUACUUAGGAUUUACAGUAUUUCAGACGCAUGAUAGUAAAGAACAUUUGGCAAUGAUGGAAAGAAUACUAGGGCCUCUGCCAGCUCACAUGAUCAAGAAAUCCAGAAAGCACUAUUUUCAUCAUGACCAGCUGGACUGGGAUGAGCACAGUUCUGCAGGUCGAUAUGUUAGGAGACGCUGUAAGCCUUUAAAGGAAUUCAUGCAUUGCCAAGACACAGAUCAUCAAAGCCUGUUUGACCUUGUUCGCAGAAUGUUGGAGUAUGAUCCAGCCAAAAGAAUUACUCUUGAUGAAGCCUUGCAGCAUCCUUUUUUUGAACCGUUAAAUAAGUAAAUUCAGAGAUCUUUUAUGCUUCUCCAAGGAGAUUACCUAGACUGUGUCAGUCAUCAGAGAUUGCAUGAAACUUUUGUAAACUUUAAAUUAUUUUGUACAGUUAAGUCUGUAAAUAUUUACAUAUGUUUUGUAUAACUGUCAUGUUUAUCUUGUUGAACAGUUGUAGUCUUAAUCAUAGAUAUCAAAGUGAAAAAUAAAAGUAAUUUUCAUUUUUGAA
Dromaius novaehollandiae (emu) is the source of this 1859-nucleotide messenger RNA. It is a transcript of the gene CLK4, whose product is annotated as CDC like kinase 4. The coding region runs from base 155 to 1642 and encodes 495 amino acids. Gene Ontology annotation, biological process: peptidyl-tyrosine phosphorylation; regulation of RNA splicing. Gene Ontology annotation, cellular component: nucleus. NCBI's taxonomy places the organism in Eukaryota, Metazoa, Chordata, Aves, Casuariiformes, Dromaiidae. Gene Ontology annotation, molecular function: ATP binding; protein serine/threonine kinase activity; protein tyrosine kinase activity. The transcript has 14 exons. The record is from RefSeq and is a predicted model, not a curated record.